CACCUCUCCACCCCACCCUACUUUGGAGACAUCAACAUCAUCAACAAGCACUGUUCUUCACAUCAACUAUAUGGCUCACUCAUUCCCGGGCCACACCUAAUGGUCCAGUGACUCAUAUGCCCCGUUCACAGAUAGAUCUGGCUACAAAGAAUCUGAGAACAAGGGUCCGCAAGGUGCAAAUCGCGACGGCGAAAUGGAGCCCAGGACCGGACCUCAGCCGCUUUCGCACCGACGACUUGGGCAGCGAGUAAUCAAAAGCAAUAGCGUGAGCGCCGCGCUUCAUGACUACCUCCACAACAACCCUGGGGGGUUCGAUAUGCGCUUUUAUGCCAGGCGGUAUGGCGUUUCGGUUGGCAGUCUUACAAUGAGACUGUGGAGGGAGAAGAGGAAGGAGAAGAAGGAGGAUGAUGCAACUGAGGCUCUGGACAGUGAUCAAGAGACCAUGGAAGGUUCAAGGAUCGAGACACCGGCAGCGUUAGCAAGGCCAACAACGACAACAAGACCAGAGCGACAAAGCCUCACAUUUCCCAUUCCCAAGCCAGGCAAGAUAGCCUCUCGAGAACUCGUAGAAGCCGCCAUUGACGAAUACCUCCACAGCGACCCUCCGGUGUCUGGCCUUGACAUCGCUAGAAAGUACGGUCUACAUCCGAGCACCAUGAAUAAGAGGAUAGCUUUGAUGAAGAUGUCGAAGGAUGUUGCUAGAAGUGCUGGGAAUAUAGGAAAGAAAACCAGGAGCGGAAGGGCAAACAACUUGAGGAGUAAUCCUCCGAGUUCACGUCAACAACAAGAAGCCGGAGCCAAGCCUGGUAUUCCAGGCAAGAGCAUCCCGCCGCCGCCGCCACCACUACGACCACCACCAACAGCAGCAGUACCGACACCAGCACCAACCUCUGCAAGUGGACCAAAACAAGCCAGAAGUCUAUUCACAUUAAGAGCAAGAGUAGAUCGCAUCAACUCUGCCAUGGAGUACAUCAUCCAAAAUCCCGGUCAUUGUUACAAGCAUGUCGCCAAAAGAUUCGGCGUGGGUCGUCGGACGCUCUUCGGCAGGGCUGCGAAGUUGAGAGCAGCCGGUAUCAAUGUCCCAUCCUCAACGAUUCCAGGAAGAAGGAUGCCAGCAAAGCGGGACACCUACAUUACUACUGGUAGUAGUAGUGGGCAUGGCGAUGUACAAGCCCAACGACAACGACAACAACGACAACAGCCCAGUGGAGGUUCAGCGGAAGAGGCAAUAGCAGCGGUAAUCAAAGCCAGAAGCAGCACAAGCCAACGGCCACGACAGGAUCAAGGACAAGGCGAAAGUCAGAAACAGGACCCGACAGAAAAAAAGAAGAAGAAGGAGAAGAAGGAGAGCGCGUCACAGCCACGACCACAACCACAAUCACAUCAAGAGCGAGAGCGAGGACGAGGUCUAGGUCUAGGUCUCAGAAGCAGCAGCCGAAUCAAAGCCGCCGCACAGACAAGCGUGAACGCCGGGGUUAGCAGUAGCAGCAACAGCAACAGCAACAGAAACAGCAGCAGAAGCAAAGAGAAAAGUAACAACAACAACAACAAUAACCCUUCAGACUACAUGUCCAGAGCUGAGCGAUGCGAUGCCGCCUGGGAGGAGUACCUCUGCAGCAAUCCGCGGCCGAGCCUCCUCUAUUUUGCAGAAAAGUACGGAAUUCACAAGAGCACCUUGAGCGCGAGGAAAGGGGCUUUGAGAAAGCAGGGGGUGGAUGUUGAUCUAUUAUUCAUGAAUUCUGUGAAAGUCAAUACUAAUGGUAAUGCUAUUGCUAAUGGGGCCGGCAGUGGAGGGAUGACAAAGGUUGUGGACUUGAGGAGCAGCGGAUCUGGCUCUGACUCGGACUUGGAGGAAUCGGAAUCGGAAUCGGAAUCGGGUUCGGAGGCGGAGGAUGGUGGUGACCAUGAGAUCAUUGACUUCGAGAGUAACGUCACCUCACCACCUCCGUCGUCGAAGCUAGUAAUAGCACGACGUCAAAAUAUGCAACUGUCUGAUAUCCAGGAACGAUACCUGGUGAACUGGUACCUUCGCGAAGAGUCACUAGGGAGAGGAGCACCGAGUCGUGCUAAACUGACUAGCAUGGCAUUGUCGUUAUUAUUUGACGGGCAGGAAGUGGACUUGGAUCUCCAGGAUGAGGAUUGGUUGGGUAUUUUGAUUCAACAGUUUCUGGAGCGGAAUUCGGAUAUCAAAUUGAUGGUUGGAAGGGCGGAGGGUGAAGAUGGGAUAUGGAGUGAGGAGGUAAUGGGGGGGCUUGUGCCAGCACAGAAGAUGAGGAAGCCCGAGGAUGGCAUGAGGAGGUUAUGGGAACCAACAGCUGCUGAAGCAGCAGCGGCAGCAGCGGCGACGGGUUACAUCUCUGACGAGAAUGAUGAGGAAGGUGAUUGGGAAGACGAAGAAGAAUCCGAUUCCGAGCAGAGCGAAAGUGAUGAAUCAGUCUCCGAUUCUGAAGACUCCGAAGAGGACGACUCCGACUCCGACUCUGAUCCUGACUCUGACUCUGACUCUGACACCUCGACCAGCACCUCAAACGACAAUCUCUACAACCAAGCCUUCGUCGAAUCCCUCUUUGUCAAACUCGAGUCCACACCCUCCCCACCGCUACUAUCACCGGCAACAACAGUGGCAGUGGCAGCGACAGAAGGCGGACACGAACAUAGUAGUAACCUUCCAACACCCCAAUCCUCCCACGACAUCCAACAACACUAUCUCUCUGCUCUACAUAACUCUCAGUCAGCGACGCAGACAGCUCAGAUUGUCAAAACCCUGUGCCUCAAAACCGGCAAGGCUCUGGACCUCAAGAAUUCUGCGCUGGAAGCCCUAAGGGAGAAAGCGGACCGGUUAGAGAAAGAGGCUGGGGAGUUGAAGAAGGCCAUACUAGAAAUCACGGCGGCGGCGGCGGCGGCGGCGGCAACGGCGGGAAAGCAUGAUGGUCGUCUUCUUCUUGAUCCUAGCCCUGAUUCUAGUUCUAGUCCUCCUUCUCUGGGGCUGUUGUUUCCUGAGGAGGAGCGACAUGAACGGGAGGAGGAUCAGCAGCAGGAGCAAGAGCAAGAGGGACAAAAAGGAAAGAAGUCAUCAUCUUCAGGAAGCAUGAACAUGAGUUCUGUCAGCGAUGUCAAUGCGGCAAAGGAGAUUUUGGAGAGGGCCACCACCACCAUCACCACCACCACCACCACCACCACUGAUAAGGGAGUAAGGGCAUCGUCAUCAUCGAUAAUACCUCCUCCCGAACUAGGAGAGGCAAACUCAAUGCAAGAGAGUUUGCACGGUGGAAGUAACGAAGUGGGUGGUCAAGGAAAUGGGGAGCUCAGUGAAGAAGAGAGUGAAGAGAGUGAAAGUGGCUAUGACAAUGAGCACAAGGGAAGCGACGCUAAACGCCCAAGUUUUCUCACUGAUGAUACCUCAACAACAAUAGUGUCGCAUGACAAAAAUAGCAGGAAACGGCGGCGUCGCAUGGUGGAUAUAGAAAUUGUGCUUGAAGCCAAGAAAAUGUUUGGCUUUGCUCAGUAUGAAAGCAUAGGGCCAUGGACUGGGGCAUACACAGUCGGGCCUGGGGCGGCGCCCGGGAAGAAGAGGAGGAGGAUCACGGAGCGGAACAGGCAGGGGGAUUACUCUCUAUAGCGCAUAUUAGCAGCAUCACAUCACAGUUUUAUUGUAGUAAAUAUAAUCUGAUCGUAGAAAGCAUGGAAAAG
Molecule: messenger RNA, 3690 nt
Organism: Neurospora crassa OR74A
Lineage: Eukaryota; Fungi; Ascomycota; Sordariomycetes; Sordariales; Sordariaceae
Exons: 2
Coding region: 194-3619 (1141 amino acids)
Source: RefSeq, a predicted model, not a curated record